Molecule: messenger RNA, 2316 nt
Organism: Triplophysa dalaica
Lineage: Eukaryota; Metazoa; Chordata; Actinopteri; Cypriniformes; Nemacheilidae
Product: protein LBH
Exons: 4
Coding region: 535-888 (117 amino acids)
Source: RefSeq, a predicted model, not a curated record
UCAUAACCACUAACGAGAACGAAGUUGAAGCUUCUAUUGAUGUGUAUAUUUUUAGUAAGCCUAUUUACUCGUAAUCCUGCAUAUAACAAUCGGGUCACAUCACAUCGCACCAUGUUGUUGUUUUUAUUAUUUUGAAGGACUUGAAUGUCUUGUUAUUCAAAGGGAUUUAAAACGUCUUCUAAACCUUUGCGUUAUUAUCAUAAUCAGGCGUGAUCGUGAAAAUGGCAUGAACAAACAGGAAGGGCUGAGUUUAGUUCGUGUCUCUCAUAACCAAUCAUAUGACGAUUCAUGGUGCUUGUAUGCAGCUUGGAACAUGUAAAUGAAUGACGCUGGCUGGAUCAGCACAAGACUUAUGACAGCAUUCAACAUUAACUUUCCGGCUGCAGGUCAGAUGCGCACUGAAACUGUUCAAGUCAGCUGGCUUUGACUGAUAUACACGGAAGCCGUCUGUUCUGUUCGGUGUACCGCGGUGUCAAGAGAACAUAAUCUCAGUAUCGGCGAAUUCUUCAAGAAAAUAACGGGAUAAGAGCAAGAAUGACGGAUAUAAUGAACAACCCAGAACAUAGUCGAGAAGACUUCACUGUGGGUGCUACAGGAGAGCAAGGUGUUUCUUUUCAGAUUUUCCCAGAUACAAAGGAGCGUCCCCCCAAGCUGUCCAAACGCCUCCCCUCUAUCGUGGUGGAGCCCACUGAUGGAGAGGUGGAGAGCGGAGAGUUACGUUGGCCCCCGGAUGACCUGAGAACCACAGACCCCGCGAGCCAUACGCACACACCCUCCCAAGAGAUCACACAGAUGUCUGAUUCUCCAACCCAGUUAACACACAGCACGAGUGCAGACGAAGUCAAGUGCAGCGAUCUGGAAACAUCAGUGCCAGCUGAGCGUGACUGAAAUUUACUAAAGAUAUUUUCACAAGUCUAUCAUUAUCACAAGUCUCAGUUCUCAUUCGGAAGAUUCACACUGACAACAAGCCCAAAAGCAGCAAAUCUCGCAUGCAGGUGUUAAUUAGAGCAGAGCUCACAAUGCUAUGUACAUCUGAACACAUUCAUGGCUUUGAAAAGACUUCACAUAGUUUAAAAUAACUUUUGUACGUGGAUGUGAUUAAUAUUGCAUUACGUUGCAUGUAAAAAUUACUGAAGAUAAUCGAGAGAUUUUCCAAGAAGUACUGAAAUUGAUGUACCUUAUUUCUCUUUUUAAUCUCAUUCUCACAUUUAUAAUGAUUUCAUUUUGGCAUAAAUAAUCUUGACAGCUGUCUCUGUAUCAAAAGGACAACAUUGUUACUGUUGUAUAUAAUAUGAAACAAAACAAUGUCCAGGUUUGUAAUGACCAGCCUUUUAGAACUUUCUGUUCCUUUAGACAGAAAAAAAUAUUAUUCGCAUACAUGUUUCAUAUCUAAAGCAAAUGCCUAGCACAAGUUUCUCUCAACUACUGAGUUUGGAUGGUCAAAUAGUGAAUAUUAUGUGAACAUUAUUCAUUACACCCUCAACGGCUGAAAACGUUCUGUGAGGAGACCGCACGCGCACACCCUGGAACAUCUGCCUGAAGCUUUGGAGGAGCGGCUGCCAUAGAACUUCAAACAUGUCCGCCUGUCAAUCAUUCGAAGGACAAGCACCUACUUAUCCCUCCAAGCUCUGGUUGACUCUCGGCAGACUUAUAUUUAUCAGGGGCUUGUUGUGCACACAAUAUUUUCAAAGAUGUGCCAAACAAAGCACAAUAGCUGGAGCUGGAGGCUCUUACUGGGUCAAGGACAGAGACUGCGUGUUAUACUGGAUCUGAACUUCAUUUAGAAACACUUUAUCUUUAUUGCAAUAGUUAUAGUUUAGAUAAAACUGACUGAUGUAGUGAAUUUCAUGUGCUUUUGUAAUUCAUAUUACACACACAUUGGUCCUGGGAUAUGUUCACAUUAUCUCUGAUGAUGAAUUUGGCUUAAAGUGUAUUUAUGUUGUUUUUAGCCUAUUUUAAAAUAGCUUUUAAUAUGUGUCUUCUACAAAAACAAUACAAAAAUCUUAGACUAGCUCAUCGCUGGUGUAUUUUUUGUUUGCAUGCAUUGAAAAUUGUCCUUUGGUCCCAUACAUCUAUUAAGUUGAAUAAUUAAUCAGCUGAUACACACGCUGAAGGUUCAUUCUACCUGAACUGAUACUGACCAUGUAAAAUGUUGUUUAAUGUUUUUAUUCUAUUUUUGUUUUGUUUACUAAAAUGUACCAAGAUUAACAUCCAAUUGCCUUCUCAUCAUAAAUUGGAACUGAUAUUUUUAUACACUGCUCCUAUAUGUUGUUUAGCAGAAUUGUUUUAUGAGAAUAAAGAUUAUUAUUCAAAUAA